Molecule: messenger RNA, 1676 nt
Organism: Trichechus manatus latirostris (Florida manatee)
Lineage: Eukaryota; Metazoa; Chordata; Mammalia; Sirenia; Trichechidae
Gene: DESI2
Product: desumoylating isopeptidase 2
Exons: 4
Coding region: 1-714 (237 amino acids)
Biological process (GO): protein deubiquitination
Molecular function (GO): deubiquitinase activity
Source: RefSeq, a predicted model, not a curated record
AUGGAUCUAGCGGCAGGUCCAAAGCCCCGCAUUCUGGGAGGUGGAGUCUCCCGGAGAGGUCUGGCCUGGCAGGAUCGAGCACCGGCGCAGCACACUGGGAACUGGUGGAGGGGCUCCGAGGCUACCGCCAUUUUAGGUCCAGAAGCGGCGGCCGAGACCCAGAGCGCAGGCGGGCUCAGCCCGGCGCUGGCCAGGCCCCGCCCCCGGGGCGCCGGGUGCACGCCCCUUGCUCGGGCCCCGCCUUUCCCACGUGUCUGCUGCCUAGGGGAGGUGCCUGAGCUGGAGCGGGCCGCCACGGGUCCGGCUCCGUCCGCGCAGAGAAUCCUAUUGGCGGCCCUCCGGAGCGGCCCGGCUGUCCGAUGCUUCUGCUUCGGCUGCCGCGGGCGGGGCUGUACGCUUAGUGCCGGGCUCAGGCCCCCUGAAGCGCCAGCGGGGCUGGGAGCGGCCUCCGGCCCCGCGGAGACGGAGCUUGAGGACGAGGCGGCGGCCGCGGGGAGGAGGAUGGGGGCUAACCAGUUAGUGGUGCUCAACGUGUACGACAUGUAUUGGAUGAAUGAAUACACCUCAUCCAUCGGAAUUGGAGUUUUUCAUUCAGGAAUUGAAGUAUAUGGAAGAGAAUUUGCUUAUGGUGGCCAUCCUUACCCUUUUUCUGGAAUAUUUGAAAUUUCCCCAGGAAAUGCUUCUGAACUAGGAGAAACAUUUAAAUUUAAGUAAGUAGGGAGGAUAAUUUCUAUUACACUGUCUUAGAUGCCAGAGCUUAUUUUCAGGCAUACAGAAUUCAUUCUGUAGUUUAAAAUCUGGCAAGUUGAAAUGCUUCUUUAACAUUGGCUUAGUUGCUGACACUGUAUUUUAAAAUAAAGUCUAUCUAAGUUGUUGUGUAAAGAUGCAAAUCAGCCAGAUAAAGUGAUUGAAAUAACCUAGUCGGUUGCUUUUAUUCAAGACCAAUGUAGGUUAUUCUGUCUACUUUUAAAAUGUUUUACCAUUGUACAACUCAAGCUCUUCUUUGGAAGACUCGUAUCAAAUGACUUUCCUCCUCUCCCAUAUCUUCUGUUUGGGAGGAGAAAGGAGGAAAGUUUUAUUAUAGCCUGCCGUUGUUAAAAAUCUCUUUAUUUUCCCAGUGAAAGGGACACUCUUAAUAAAUUUGAAAUAAAUUGUUUAUGAGCCUAGAGACUAUUGUGUAGGUGCAACUAUGGAAAAACAUAAAAUGUGUGGAUAUGAGUAUACUCUGGAGCCCUCUCAGUAGAAAAUAGCAGUCAAAAUCUUGAAUGCUGAAAAUCAAAUUUCCUUAAUAAAAGUUUGAAUUUAAGUUGAUAUUUAGAAUCUUAGAUUCAACAAACUUUAAAGAAACUUCUGGGCCUAUAAUAGUUAAAAACUUGCCAUGUGAAAAAUUAUUGAGUUCAAUAGAGGGCUAUGCACUUUUAGCAUUUUAGUUCAUGGUUCUCUUAACCUACCACUGAUUUGAAAGAUUUAUAUACUAGAGCGCUGUAAUUCCAUACUGAGUCCCCUCCUUAGGUCUCCCCUCUGGCAAGACUACUAGAGAAGGAUUUUCUAAGUAUUUUUAGCAUCGUUGAAUACCUAACAGUAUCUAGGUAAAUUGCACUUUCUAUUAAAUAAUGUCUAUUGCAUUUCCAAGGUAGUUGUCUUUUUGAUAAUGCUUUUAAAAAAAAAAAAAAAAA